Molecule: messenger RNA, 4268 nt
Organism: Diabrotica virgifera virgifera (western corn rootworm)
Lineage: Eukaryota; Metazoa; Arthropoda; Insecta; Coleoptera; Chrysomelidae
Product: protein artichoke
Exons: 5
Coding region: 59-4159 (1366 amino acids)
Cellular component (GO): extracellular matrix
Molecular function (GO): protein binding
Source: RefSeq, a predicted model, not a curated record
GUCUCAUCUCAAUAUGGCAGGUGGCUGAACCAAAAAUGGCGCCUUGGCAACGGUUUCAAUGAUGGCGCGCUAUGGCGCCAUUCUAAUUUUUCUGGCUGUUUGGAUCAGCCCAAAAACGGUCGCUGAUCAGACGAAAUGCCCUAGUUUGGCUGCAAAUCCGUCGUGUCAAUGCUUCAACUUCGAGAAUGGAAUUCUUUUGGAAUGUCCAGCUGCCACGGCAGAAUCGGUCAAGUCUGUUUUGGAGAUUAUCGAAGGAUCAGUACAGAGUCUCAAUAUCUACGACCCUGACAAAGCUAUGGUUAAACUUCCGAAACAUUUCUUUCCCGAUUCGACCAUCAUCAAACACCUCCAAAUUUCUCAAAGCAACAUUCAAGAACUGCACGACGACUGCCUCUUACCUCUUAAGCCCCAUUUAGAGUCGUUCAGUUUGGUUUCGGGGCGUCUUAAGGAAAUACCUCAAAAAGCAUUUAAGGGAUUGAAUAAGUUAAUUGCGCUGGAUCUAGAGGCUAACGCUAUUGUAGAUUUACCAAGUUACAGUUUCUACGGAUUACAUCUGAUCAAGUUGAAUAUGAAAGGGAACCAGAUUCAAAAGGUAUCCGAAUACGCCUUCGCAGGACUCGAAGACUCCCUUUCCGAAUUAGACAUGGCUGAAAACAAACUGAAGACUUUUCCAAUUAAAUCUUUGAGACGUCUGGAAAGAUUGCGACACUUACGUCUAGCCUGGAAUGAAAUUAAUGCCAUUCAAGAUGAUUCCUACUCAAGACUCGGUUCCCUCCUCUACUUAGAUCUUAGUUUUAAUAAUUUUGAAAAACUGGAAGAGCAUUCGUUUAGAAUUUUUCCGGGUAUACGUACUUUAUCGUUGUACUACAACGCUAUCGAGACAAUUCACCAUGAUACGUUUUCUGCGUUGACAGAUCUUCAAUCGUUGGAUUUGAGCCAUAACAAAAUCGUUUAUUUGGACCAAUUAUCCUUCCAUAAUAACAAAAAACUGCGAUCGAUAGACUUAAGCCACAACCACGUCCAUUACAUUAGCGGAGUCUUCGCUUUUCUGCCAGAACUUAAAGAACUAUUCCUCUCAGAAAACAACAUACUAGAAAUUCCUACAGAUGCCUUUAAAGAGUCAUCUAAUUUGUCUGUUAUCUACUUACAACAGAACGCUAUAAGACGGAUAGAUCCUGAAUCCUUAGCCACAUUGGUUAACCUAUCUCAACUUCAUCUUAGCUCAAAUUUCAUACCGCAUAUACCAAAUAACUUAUUUCAGCAAAAUAUUAAUCUGACAUCCUUAAGUCUAGAUAGUAACUGGUUAUCAAAUUUGGAUCCAGGGACUUUUGAAAGAACUGUAAAUUUAAGAGAAAUAAGGCUACAUAACAACAAAAUUCAUUCUAUUCAUCGCGGUGUAUUCGAUCCUCUACCUUCUUUGUUAGAGCUUCAUUUACAAAACAAUGAAAUUUCUUCUAUUGACUGGGGCGCUUUUCGAACUUUACAAAGCCUACAGCAUGUUAACCUACAAGGAAACGUAAUAACAGAUCUUGGUGAUGUAUUUAUGCACGAAUCACCAUCUUUGGUGUCGAUACAAUUAGAUUCCAAUAGUAUAUCAUCCUUGCACAAUGACACGUUAAGAGGCCAAUCUAGUGUUCAAAUUAUGUGGCUUGGGCACAACAGACUUAAACGAAUAAGCAGAUCUCUUUUUAAAGACUUGCUUAUGAUUCAAAGGGUGUAUCUAACUAACAAUAGUAUAUCACAUAUUGAGGAGAGGUCUUUUGAACCUAUGCAGGCCCUAAAAUUUCUAGAACUCAGCAUGAAUCAACUUACUCAGAUCACGCAAACAACAUUUUCCGAGUUAUUUGAGUUAGAAGAGCUGUAUUUAUCGAAGAAUCUGUUGAGAAGCAUUGAACCACAGGCUCUAACCAAUUUAAAAAAGUUGAGGGUGUUGGAUCUCUCCUGUAAUCCCUUGAUAGUUCUUCAUGAUAAUAUCUUACAAGAAGGCUUGCCUAUAAGAAAUCUUAAUUUGUAUAACUGUUCCAUACAACGUAUCGAUUCUGGUGCAUUUCGUGGAUUGAACAAUUUAAACGAACUAAAUCUUGGUGUGAAUGAACUUACGUCUAAAGACUUAACUGCGUUGGAUAUACCUGGUUUGAGGGUGUUGAAGCUGACCAACAAUAACUUUAGUACGUUACAUGGAUUUUCACUAAAUGGACUGCCAUCUUUACAAACAAUCUAUCUAGAUCAGUGUAAAAUAUCGCGAGUGCCGGACGAACUGUUUUCUAAAAACAAAAACUUGUUACACAUAGACUUGAGUUACAAUCACGUAUCGGAUUUAGGCUAUAAAGUGUUUUUAAAUCUAAAUGUGUUAAAGGAGUUGAAACUGACGAGCAAUCUAAUGGUGGACAUACCUUAUACAGCCCUAUUAAACAUAUCUACAAUGGAGGUCCUAAAUUUGGCUUUUAACAAGCUAUCAACCAUUGAAAUUUCAAGGUUAAACGGUUUGCCUAAUUUAAGGGAGAUUUAUUUACAAGGCAAUCAAAUAACGUCAUUGUCUGGAUUUGCUUCGGCGAAUCUUACACAACUGUUUUCAUUGGAUCUAAGCAACAACUCACUGGUGGGAUUGCCUGCAAACUUUUUUCAUCAUUCUCCUUUGCUAGGUCGAGUAGAUCUGUCGUAUAACCGGUUUAAGCAAAUACCCAGUUCGGCCUUAUCAGACACAACCCUACCAGGACUUAAUUGGUUGAACUUAACUGGCAAUCCUCUGAUGCGGAUUCAUGAUAUUACCUCGACCAACCGGUACCCAUCGCUAGAAGAAGUGCAUAUUAGUUCUACGAAUUUAAGCAUAGUGACCAGUAAAGAUUUUGAGUCAUUUCCGGCCCUCUUGCACAUAUUUCUGGGUCAGAAUCGAAUUUCCAGAGUGUCACCGGGUGCUUUUGGAAACCUCCCCAACUUACUUACCCUUGAUCUAGGUAUAAAUGAACUCGAGUUGUUACCACAAGAACGCCUACAAGGCCUUCAUCAUUUAAGAAUAUUAAACCUUACCCACAAUCGUUUAAAAGAACUGGAAGAAUUUCCUUCCGAUCUACGGUCGCUUCAAAUUUUAGAUAUUUCUUUCAAUCAAAUAGGAAGAAUUAGCAAGACUACUUUUCAGCAUCUGGAAAACUUGUCCGAGCUUUUUCUCUUUGGCAACUGGAUCUCACUAGUAUCUAGUGAUGCUUUUAAACCAUUGAAGAAACUACGAACUUUAGAUCUAAGUAGGAAUUAUUUAGAGAACAUUCCGUUGAAUGCGUUUCGACCUCUGGAAACCCAGAUAAGAAGUCUCAGAACUGAAGAGAAUCCUCUAUCCUGUAACUGCGAUUCCCAAGAAUUAUGGGAGUGGCUACGAGACCACCAGAAAUUGGUCGAACAUUCAGACAAGCUGGAGUUGCGUUGUGAGCACCCGCCGGAACUUCGGGGGAGAAUAUUUUUGGAAUUGGACCCAGAGCAAUUCUGUGACCAACCUAUGGUAGUUAAGCUUGGAAUCCAGGAUAUUCAGCCGUUUUCGGUUCUGGUUUCUUGGCAGAGCAGAAAUCAUUCUGGGCUUAAUGGCUACCAAGUGGCGUACUACUCAAUGGAUAGGGUAGAAGAAAUGGAGAUUAAAGGCAGAAAGUUGGAUCGCUUCUCCCGUUCCAUGAAACUCUCAAAGCUUUUUCCCGACACCAAGUAUCUCAUCUGUGUUCUAGCCUUAGGAAAUUGGGCUUUCAACUUUAAAGAAGCUCCGCAAUAUCUACGACGUCCCGAAAAUGACACAAACGAUAUGGAAAUAUUUUCUGAUAUAAUACGUCCAUUACUAAUUGACUCCCCCACCAGUCGCUGUGCUGAAGUCAACACUUUGGGAGCGCCCGACAGUAUGCACGUAGGUAUGGGCAUGUUACCAGACCACUCCAUGGGUGCUCAAUCUAUCUUAACUCGCCGACUAGGACUUAUUAUUGGCUGUUGUAUGGGCUUUGUGGUGUUUGUUGGACUUGUUUCGAUCCUCGGGUACCUCAAAAUUAAGAAGCAAAGAAGAGCAGUCAAGAGGGACCAACCUUUACCGCCCGAAUAUCUUUCUUACAGACACUUUUCUAUACAAAGCGGUGAAGCUGGAGGCCAUCCGCAUUUUAUAACCAAUAUGAACACAACUGUUUUGAACUAGAACCCUAGCCUGCGUUUCAAACCUUUUUUGUGAGGUCAAUAGUUUUAUAGCUGAUUUUGUAUAUGUAUCUGCGCAUGCUGAAUUCAAAAAUAUAACUCAUUUUAUCAGG